Papaver somniferum (opium poppy) is the source of this 2511-nucleotide messenger RNA. RefSeq lists its product as uncharacterized. Lineage: Eukaryota; Viridiplantae; Streptophyta; Magnoliopsida; Ranunculales; Papaveraceae. The transcript has 2 exons. The record is from RefSeq and is a predicted model, not a curated record. The coding region runs from base 1 to 2511 and encodes 836 amino acids.
AUGGCGAAAAAUCAGAACGAUGGCAAAGCUCCGUGGGGAUUUACAAUGUAUGGCCAAAAUCAUCACUGGAUUGGUUCUUUAUUGCCAUUGGACGAUCAGUUCCCUGCAUUUUGCCAGUUGUACAUGAUAGAUGAUGAAAAUGAGAUACAACAUAGGAAAAAUGCUCUGUCAAGGAAAAAGAAAAAACUGGGGACAAAUACGACCGCAGAUACUCAUGCUGAUCCACAAAAGGAAGACAUCGAGUACCAAAGUAAAACGACAACCAAAUUGGAUGAUAAUGUGAUAGCAGGGUCGAAGGAAAUGUUGGCCAACCACAAUUGGUUGUGUCAGAAAUUCAGGAUGUGGAGGGAUAGAUAUAAGGAGAAUGAGCUAGGAAAAGUUAAGCUACGGCUUAUUGGUACCCGAAGUAGAGAUGCAAGGCAAUAUGAUCUGCCAACUGCAUCUGAAAUUGCAGGGCUUUUAGUUGAUGACCCGGAGUCAGAUGGAAAAAGGGAUAUUAUUAUUAGUGAGAAAGAUGGGAAGCUGAAAAAUAUAAGUGAGCUGAAUCCCAAUUACAUGCCAUUGCAGUAUCCAAUUUUGUUUCCCUACGGUGAAGAUUCAUUUCAUACUAAUAUCCCAUAUAAUAGACAGAGUAACGCUGACAAACCAGAUGAAUUAGGUGUCCAGAAGAAAAGGCAAUACGUAACUAUGAGGGAGUACUAUGCAUUCAGAAUACAACAAAGGCAGAAUGAAGGACAAACCAUACUCCGUGGAGGCCGACUAUUUCAGCAAUUCGUUGUUGAUGCAUAUGCUACAAUUGAGCAGAGCAAAUUGAAUUGGGUAAGAGGCAACCAAGAAGAACUACGUUGCGACAUGUAUAAAGGUAUAAGAGAAGCAGUAGCAGCUGGAGACACAGAACCAGGUACCGCAGGACGGGUGAUCUUGCCAUCAAGCUUCACUGGUGGCCCACGGUAUAUGAUCCAGCAUUACCAGGAUGCGGUGGCAAUAUGCAGGGAGUUAGGUCCACCAGACCUAUUUAUUACAUUCACAUGCAAUCUAAAAUGGAACGAAAUCACAGAAGCCCUAAAAUUCAUUGAUGGUCAGAAACUUGUUGACAAGCCGGAUAUAGUAAGUCGCGUAUUUCACAUAAAAUUGAAACAAUUAAUGUCUGAUUUGGUGGGAUCCAGGCAUUUUGGAGAGGUCAAAGGAGCUUUAUAUACUGUUGAAUUCCAGAAAUGGGGUUUACCUCAUGCGCACAUACUGCUGUGGCUUGAAUCAAAGGAUAAACCUAGAAGUGCAGCGCAUAUUGAUUCAAUUAUAUCAGCAGAGAUUCCAGACCCGGACAAGGAAAAAAUUGGAUAUGAUGCAGUCUGUCAAUUUAUGAUUCAUGGUCCAUGCGGCGAUGCGAAGACUGACUCUCCCUGCAUGAAGAAUAAAAAAUGUUCAAAAAAAUUCCCAAAGAGAUACUGUGACAAAACAUGUGUUGAUGAAAGUAGAUAUCCAGUUUAUAGGCGGCGUAAAAAUGCAUGGGGAGUUGAAAAGGAUGGAAUCAAGUUAGAUAAUAAAUGGGUUGUGCCAUACAACCUCGACUUGAUAAUCAGAUAUGAUGCACAUAUCAAUGUCGAGGUAUGCAACUGCCGAGGGAUGACUGUUAAAUAUCUUUUCAAGUACCUGCACAAAGGAAAUGACAGAAUAACGGGCAUUCUUCAGGUAAUCCCAGCAAAGAAAAACAAUUCAGGAGACAACGGUGACACUGAUCAAAUUAAAAAUCCAAAAAAGGAUGAGAUAGAUAUAUAUCUCGAAGGACGUUAUCUAUCAGGUGCAGAAUGUACGUGGAGAACACUUGGUUUUGAGAUUCACUAUCGACGGCCUACUGUAGAGAGAUUACCAUUACAUCUCGAGGGUGAACAGUUAGUGAUCCACAAAGAUACCGAUAACCUGAAAGAUGUACUUGACGAUGCAGAUCCAGAUUCAUCGAAAUUCCUACAGUGGAUGAAAGCUAAUAGAGAACACGAAGAUGCAAGGGAACUGACAUAUGCAGAGUUUCCAAAGGAGUGGAUCUGGGACUCAAACAAAAGAGAAUGGAGAUCAAGGCAAAGAAGAUGGAAAAUCGGACGUAUCUACUAUGUACAUCCCACUGCAGGGGAGAAAUACUACCUACGUAUUCUAUUGAACGUGCAGAAAGGUUGUCGGCGCUAUGAUGACAUUAAAACAAUGAACGGGACAACUCAUCCUACUUUCAAAGCUGCGUGUUUGGCACUUGGAUUGUUAGAACAUGAUGGUGAGUGGCAUGCUGCAAUUCAGGAAGAAGCAACAACGUAUAGUGGCAGAAGAUUACGAGAAUUGUUUGUCAUACUUCUGUUGAAUUGCAAGGUUACGGAGCCUAAGAAACUAUGGGAUGAUAAUUGGCAUACUUUGGCCGAAGACAUUGAAUACAACAACAAAAAAGUAUAUGGAGAUCAAGCUGUGCACUUGGGAGAAGAAUUUUUGAAGAACUGUACAUUGAGGGAAAUAGAGCAGAUUUUCUGGUAA